CUUUAUUCCUAUUUUCAACAACACAUCUUAAUAUUCCUUCUAUCACCAAAUCUUAUGUGACAAUACUCUAAAAUAAUAUUAAUAAAUAAUAUUACCAAUCAAAAUGUGUUCUCAUCGACAACAGGGUUGUGCAUGGCUCCUACGAACCAAUGUCCGGUUAUUCGGGAAUAUGUCUUGUUAAAUUUAUAGUGUGCUUUGUUUUUGAGCUUCGUGAAUACCGGUUUGUCCCCGAUUCUUUAAUCAACUUCGACCUGAAUUCAUGGUGGUACAAAGCACAAGGCUCGUAUUAGUGUUCAUGUAAUCUAUUCAGACUCAACUUGGUCGCAAAAGCUUGGUCAAAACUCAAAAGCUGCUGUUAAGGUUGCAACCUCUGUAAAGCGGGCACGGUCUGCAAAGGAUGUUGGAAGUACUUCUCAGCGGUCGUUUCCAUAAGCAACUUCUCAGCGGGUUCUUUCAAAUCACACCAAACUUUUACCUUUACCUUUUUCAGCUCUCAGGGAACCCCAAUACAUGUGUGUCAAUCACAAGUUCGAACUAACCUUCUUUUAUGUGCUUUUCGGGUCGUGUGUUAGUUAGUUAUCUGCCUAUGUAAUCCAAGUUCUUGAGUUUGACAUUCAGAACUAAAGGUAGAUUGAUAAAAAAAGUAGAAACGAAAAUGGAUGGUGCUUAUUUUCCACCUUGCAAAAUUGCUUCAUGGCAUGGGUUAGAAUUAGAGGAUGUGCAAGAAAAUGAUGAACUCAAACUGGUCCCAUCGUUACCAUCCAUACCUCAGCCACCUACCCCACAUGAGCCCAUGGAGUUCUUAUCCAGGUCAUGGAGUCUCUCUGCUGCAGAAAUUUCAAAGGCUCUUCUGGAAAAACAGAAGCACUCAUUCCAUGAAGAGAAUCAAACCACCUUGCCAGAAGCUAUUUUCGCACCUCAAUUAAUAACAGGUAAGAUCAUACCUUCUCCUAGAAAGAUGGGAACCAUAGGAAAAUGGUUUCAUCAGAGACAUCAUGGGAACACUAAUGUUGCUGUAAAGAAGAAAGAUCGAGCACGGUUAGAAAAUGCCCGUUUGCAUUCUGCCGUGUCCAUUGCUGGGUUAGCUUCGGCCUUGGCUGCUGUUGCUGCAGCAGAAAACUCUAAUGGCUCUCACUCAAAGUUGAACCUUGCUCUGGCUUCCGCCACACAACUCAUGGCAUCACAUUGCAUUGAAAUGGCUGAACAAGCUGGAGCUGAUCAUGAUCAUGUGGCUUCUACUGUAAAAUCUGCUGUUGAUAUUCAAACCCCUGGUGAUCUUAUGACUCUUACAGCUGCAGCUGCAACAGCUUUGAGAGGAGAAGCAGCUCUAAGAGCAAGAAUGCCAAACGAAGCAAAAAGGACUGCAUCUAUAAGUCCCUAUGACAGAGUACUUCUACCACAACCUCAUUGGUUUCAUUCUUUUGAUGGUCAAAUGUGUGAACAUCAUCCUCCAUGCGAGGGAGAUUUGUUGCAGCUCACACGGAAAGGUGUAUUACGAUGGAAGCAUGUUUCUGUCUACAUCAACAAGAAGUGUCAGGUCAAAAUCAAGAUCAAGAGCAAGCACGUUGGAGGAGCCUUCUCCAAAAAGAAUAAAUGUGUGGUUUAUGGAAUUUGUGACAAAGAUGGAGCGUGGCCAUACAGAAAAGAAAGGAGAAGCUCAGAAGAGUUCUACUUUGGCCUGAAAACUGCACAAGGUCUUCUAGAGUUUAAGUGUGACGGGAAAUUCCACAAGCAAAAAUGGGUUGAUGGGAUUGGGUGUCUGCUUCGUCGAGUUAAUUCUGUUGAGACAACAAAACUUUCUUUGGAUCUUUUAAGUAUUAACAGCGACACGUGACUGAUUUGAAUUGUA
Messenger RNA from Vigna angularis (adzuki bean), 1849 nucleotides. RefSeq names its product VAN3-binding protein. The record is from RefSeq and is a predicted model, not a curated record. NCBI's taxonomy places the organism in Eukaryota, Viridiplantae, Streptophyta, Magnoliopsida, Fabales, Fabaceae. The transcript has 7 exons. Gene Ontology annotation, biological process: leaf vascular tissue pattern formation; auxin-activated signaling pathway; phloem or xylem histogenesis. The coding region runs from base 656 to 1834 and encodes 392 amino acids.